AUGGAUGGAGCGAAUUAUGGACAUCGUCAAAGUUUCCCAGGUAAAUUUUAUGAUAUUUUAGUUCGUCAACACAAUUUUCCCGUUGGUUAAUUGGUAUUUUUGCAGGAAAUGGCGGCGACAAGAGGGAGUCGAGGAUUCUGGAUGGAAAUGAGAAGAAAAAGAACAGCAAAGAUAUCGAAUUGUCGGGACGACCAAGGAUUUCACAGAAAACACGGCGAUGUGAAGAGUUUCAAUAUUUUCAAUGGCUGAGGAUUUGCAAACACAGAAAAACAACGCCAACAAGUACUAAUUCAAGUUUUUCGAAAAAUAUAAGGAGAAACAACAACACCGAUAGAGAAAUCAAAGGAUUGUUCUGGUUCAAUGUUUGGACAACAUCGAGAAUUGUGUUGGAUGAAAAUGAAUUGAAAGGUUGAGCGAUUCGAAGGAUGUUUGUUAUUCUCAGGUAAUUUCUACUAUAAUUUAGUUCGGCCAUGCGAUAUUCCCGUUGGUUAAUUGAUAUUUUUACAGAAAACUGGCGUGAAGAGGAUUUUUGCCUUCUAGUGAACGAUCAAGAGAAGAUGGACAACAACAAUAGAGAUAUUCGAGGGUUUUGCAUACAAAAAGCAUUAUGAAAUCGAGACAACAACAAAUAUAUUGAUGGAAGAUGGGAAUGGAUCAGCUGAAACAAAUGGAGCCGGGAUUUCUGCAGGGCUAUUCUACUCACAACAAAUGUUUGGCUUCUUGGAAUGUUUUUUGUUUCGGUCGCGUUUAUCCAGGUAUAUUUUCAUGAAAUUUGUUGUCCCACAGCUAUUUUCAUCUUUUUUGUUUUGUUUGUUUUCCUUUUAACCACGCCUUUCUCAAUCAAAAUUUCACCUUUUUGGUUAUUGUUAUUACUUUUCAAAAGACCAUGCUCACUCCAACAAACAAUACCUGGUUGUUUAUCUGUCUGUGUCUCGUCAUUUCUCACACACUCUCUCACACACAUGCAUGCCACUUUUCUUCUUUUUUGUUUUGUUUGUUUUCUUUUUAACCACGCCUUUCUCAAUCAAUAAAUUGGUCUGCAGGUGUGUCUGCGUCUCUUUUUUUCUCUCUCUCACACACACACACAUGCCACCUUUCUUCUUUUUUUGUUUGUGUUUGUGCUUGUUUUCCUCUCCUAAACACGCCUUUUUCAAUCAAUAAAUUGGUUUUCAGGAAGAAAAAGAACGCCGAGAAAAUGGAUAUCAAAGGAGAUUCCAAUGGAUGGAGCGAAUUAUAGACAUCGACAAAGUUUAUCAGGUAAAUUUUAUGAUAUUUUAGUUCGGAAAAACAAUUUUCCCGUUGGUUAAUUGGUAUUUUUACAGGAAGAUGACGACAACGACAGGGAUUCUGGAUGGAAAUGAGAGAUUAAAACAACGGCGAGAGGAAUUCAGAGGUUUUGGAAGGCGUCGAAGUGAGGAAGUGAAACAAGUGUAUUAAUGCAUGAUGUUCAUUUUGAAAAUGGAAGAAAAUCAACAAUCUUUUGCUCAUCGGAUAAUCAGUCAAUUUUGCCAAAAAAACCGUCGCCGUGAAGACUUAUGAACAGAAGAACAGCUCAACAAAAUGGAUCAGCGAUUUUUGAAGGGAUAUUCUACUCACACCACAUUUUUGGCCGCGUUUUUGUCAGGUAUAUUUUCAUAAAAUGUUGUUUCUCAUCUUGUCGAAGUUGAAAAAUGGGGCAGCCGUAAAAAUAGAAACCAGUGCAGAGCUGAAUAAAUGACAAACUCGUUACUUCGUCAGUUGCGUGCGGCUGUGCGUUGCGGUCGAAAAAAAAAUCAUUAAUCCAUUUUUUUCCUUUGUUUUUCAACCGCAACGCACAGCCGCACGCAACUGACGCGAGUUUGACAUUUAUUCUCAGGAGAUUUUUCGCAAUUUUGCUGUACCGAAUGAGCGAUUCUGCUUGAUAAAACAUGCGAUUCGGACACUAGUUUGCCGCGGAAUCGCCUAUUAUAACAAGCGAGAUUUUUUUUUUCGUAAUCGGCAAGAAAACCGCGAGUUGCUGAACAAAUUUCGAGAAAAAAAAAACAAGAGGUUCAUUCUUUUUUAUUAUGAAAGACAAAGUUUGUCGAGAUCAAAAUUAAUUUAGUUAUUGGUGGUACUGUAGCAAUUUAAUGCCAUAGCAUUAAUAAAUACCCCUUUGUAACUUGUGAAGAUAUUAUCAGGUUCAAUUUAUAUUUAUUUGCUGCCCGACAAAAAAUGAGUUUUGCCUAUUGGCAUGCUUUCAAAAGAGAUGCUCCGCCUACUAUCCAUCUCAAUAAAAAUGGUUCCAGCAAGAAUUUCGCAACUUGCUGGACCAAAUUCAUGACACAAAUUGCAACCUAAAAAUGCAGCAAGAAUCGAGCGAGUCGCUAAAAGUGCAGCAAGGAGAUAGCAAGUUGCGAGAGGGCAGCAACUUGCUAAAUCGUUGCCCAAAAUUUCCUGAGUUCAGCUCUGCACUGGUUUUCAUUUUUUACGGCUGCCACAUUUUUCAACUUCGACAAUACCGUAGAUUAAUCGAUAUAUUUUUGCAGAUUGGCAAAUAUGUACAUCUUCAACAUAUUAUUGGAGACUCUUUUUAUUCUGGACUUAUUUCUGGUUUUCAACUAUCUAUUCACUGCUGUGAUUCAUCAAUUUUCCAAGAAUCAUCCAAUUUUUCCUUGUCACUGUUUCUUCGAAGUGUCACAGAAAAAUGGAUGCUUUUUGGAAACAUUAUACUUUUCUCCUUCGGAAAAUUAUUAGGAGAGAAAGUGCGCUCUAUUGCACUCGUUUCUCUCGUUUCGUCAUCAUUGUCUCUUCCUCUUUUUUUCUCGAUUUUUCGUUUUCCUCCUUAAUAUUACUCGUUUUUAUUUAAUCAUCAAAACGAUUGAAUAUAAAAUGUGUUUUUUUCAGAAAUACUUGGAAAAAUGCCAGCUCAACUAAGAAUUCGCGCCGUAAAUGCUGAAACUGCGAAAACCAGAGGACAAAAAGCGAAAGCUGCUCCAGUGAACAAAGUUGCAACUCGUGGAAUUGCGAAAAAUGCUGUGGCUGAAGCGACUGCGUCAAGAAUGCGAGCCAAGAGUGUUGCACCAAAGUCUGCUGAAACAACAUCCAAAAAGCGGAAAAAUGUGAGUUUUUUCUUCGUAUUUCAAAUAUUUUUUGCCAAAACAUUUAGAUGUUCUCUCAAAAAAUUUGAAUAACAAAAAGAAAAAGAUAUCAAUUGAAAUUUGAAUUUCAGGUCGGCGAGGUCAAUUCCGAAGAUGUUCGAAAUCAAAGAAGUUCUCGAGCCCGCGGAAAAACUCCUGCUCCCAAAGCGAUUUCAUCAAUGCCAAUUAUUCAUCGCCGCAUAUUAGUUGGAGGAAUUCCUGGACCUGAAGAUUAUGUUCUUUCUUCACCCGAACCAGUUGCAACUUCAACAGGAGAUCAAUCGGAAGAUACUUCAACUUCUGCACUCUCAACGAAAAAAUCUGCGCAAGGAUCAUCGGCAGAUGAAUCGGUUAGUUCAAUUUUUAUCUUCAUAAAAAGAUUUCAACAAAAAAUCGAUCGAAAAAAUAAAAAUUUAGUAUCAAUCGAAAAAUAAUUUCAAACCAAUUUUAGAACAAGAAAUCAUAAAGUUUCAAAUUUCCAAAGAAAUAAUUGAAAAUAAACAGAAAAAAGUUUGAAAUAACUGAAAAUGUAAAUCAACAUUUCAGGCUCAAAUGCCAACGGAAUCCGUCAAUUCAAAUGCUGUCGCGACUUCAACAACAGUAUCCGAUGUUCCUAUGCCAGUUGAAGGAAUUCCUGGAUCCGAAGCUGAUGUUUCAUCUCCCAGCGGACCAGUUGCAACUUCAACAGGAGAUCAAUCAAGUCCAGAUGUUCCAUCUUCGAGCUUACCAGUUGCAAUUCCAUCAGGAGAUCAAUCGAGUCCAGAUGUUCCAUCUUCGAGCUUACCAGUUGCAAUUCCACCAGGAUACCAAUCGAUAGCGGAUAUUCCAUCUUCCGGCGGACCACUUGCAAUUCCAUCAGGAUACGAAUCGAGAGCGGAUGUUCCAUCUUCGAGCGGACCAUUUGCAAUGUCAUCAGAAGACCAAUCAAGUCCAGAUGUACCAUCUUCCAGCGGACCAUUUGCAAUUCCAUCAGGAUACCAAUCGAUAGCGGAUGAUCCAUCUUCGAGCGGACCAGUUGCAGUUCCAACAGGAGAUCAAUCGACUCCAGAUGUACCAUCUUCCAGCGGACCAUUUUCAAUUCCAUCAGGAGAUCAAUCGAGUCCAGAUGUACCAUCUUCCAGCGGACCAUUUUCAAUUCGAUCAGAAGACCAAUCGAUAGCGGAUGAUCCAUCUUCGAGCGGACCAUUUGCAAUGUCAUCAGAAGACCAAUCGAGUCCAGAUGAUUCAUAUUUGACCGGACUACUUGAAAUUCCACCAGAAGACCAAUCGAUAGCGGAUGAUCCAUCUUGGAGCGGACCACUUGAAACUCAUUCAUUUGAUUCUGAUCCUUGGUUCCUAGAGGUUAGUUUUUUUUUGAUUUAUAAAGAAUUCUCAUCUGCAACUAGCAAAAAUUACCAGUGAAAAGUAUAAUUUUUAAUAUCCAACAAAAGUAAUCUCACAAGUUGAUAUUCAAAAAUUUCAAAUCAUUUUCAACCACUAAAAUUUUCCACAAACCUCAUGAAAAUUGGAAUUUCAGGGUCCUCCCCCCAUUCCACAAAAUUUUGUUGCUUUUAUUCCUGAAUCACUUAUGAGCGAAAAUCAAAGGCUUUUGUCUUUUGCCAAUCUGAAAUUUCUGUCAUUGGAAGAUAUUGUAUGGUUGGAAAUGUGGAUGGAGUAUCUGGUUGACAUAAUGAAACCUGAUCAUUAUGUACUGAUGAUGAAAGUCCAAAGCAUAUUAGUUUGCCCAACUUUACCAGUGGAUAUUAUGACCGAAAUAUUAAAUAUUAUGUUCAAAAAAUGUUUAUCGCACGUUGAUGGGGAUGAAAAUGUAACACCAAUAAGUCUAAAGUGAGUUUGGGUUGCGAGGAACCUGAGGAAUUCAGAAGGCUUCAGAAAAAAUUAUUUUUUCCAGAAUCGCUCAUCCAAAACUUCCUGAUGGUCGAGUAGGCUGGAGCAACCAACCAAUGUGUGCGUUAAAUGGGCAAAAUGUGAUGAAGCAUUUGUUGGCUGCUCAACAAUUGCAUCCCGGAUUCAAAUUCGAUGAACAUCUUCGUGUUUUGAUUGGUAUCAAGCUGCCGCUGACUCACGCUCCACAGGUUGAUGACGACAAUUCAGAAACUACUCCUCCUCCAGAAAGUGCUCAAGAAUCAAGAAGCACUUUUUCUAUGUAA
This is a messenger RNA of Caenorhabditis angaria, 5248 nucleotides long. The record is from the annotation of a GenBank genome assembly. NCBI's taxonomy places the organism in Eukaryota, Metazoa, Nematoda, Chromadorea, Rhabditida, Rhabditidae.